ACUCUUCAAUGUCUUUUUGAUUAUCUGCAUCUUCGGAGAUAUUCCAAUGAUAUGGCAUGGAUAGGCUCAUUGGGAUUAGGGUGUGUGUGUUCACCUACAAGAACUAAAAAUGUAUUUCUGGUUGGAUUAUGUUCUUUUUUAACCCCAACGUCAAGGUUAUAAGAUUUUUGGCGAAAAAGCCUUUGCAAAUUUUGUAGAGAUAGAGUUGUCACUUUUUCUUACGGUUUUGAACCGGUAGAACCUAGUUUGAACCAGGGUCAGAAAUAAAAAAUAAUUUUUACUUGCUUCAUGCGAACAGUGUGGACGCUUUUAACAACUGUUCUUCUUUUUCGUGUGUUCGGUUGCGAAACGGCUCACUGUAAUAAGUAUGCCUGUACAGUAUAAACUUGCCUGUGGAAACACCAUUUAGAUCGUUUUACAUAGGAAAGUAUCGUUUUAUCUUAAAAUGUCUCUUCUUCUUCGUUCACGUUCCGCUCCGUGAAAAUGGGUUUUUUUUAUCGUUUUUGGACUUUUUUCAAGAAUUUAAUGAUAGUUUCGUGGUGAUAAGAACAAAUUGUAAACCUUUUGUCAACAAUAACAUUUGACCAAUAAAAUACCGUACAGUACUCAUCUUUAAACUACCCCAAAUUCCCGAUUUGGUUUUACUAGCUCGAAUAGGGACGAGCCAAAACCGAAGCUGUCGCGACAACCGGUGUUAAAUGCUUGGAAAACAAUAACUGUUACCGUUUGUAGAACGGUAACUGUGGUUUGAUCAUGGCUAGAAAACCUGAGACACAGCUCUUGAACGCUCCGACUGAUGUUAUCUCUGCGGUGAAGUUUUCACCAAAAACUAAUAAGUUCUUGCUGGUGUCAUCCUGGGACGCGAGCGUACGUCUGUACGAUAUAGUUAACAACACGGUACGGUUGCACUUUAAUAGCCAAUCGCCAGUUUUGGAUUGUGCCUUCCAGAACUCCACCAAGGCGGCCAGCGGCGGGCUCGACAAUCUGGUAAAGCUGUACGAUCUAAACACACACACCGAGAGCACACUUGGUAGUCAUAGUGCGGGUGUGAAGUGCGUGGAGUACACUGGCCUGCUGAACGGCAUCCUCACCGGCAGCUGGGACCGCACGGUGAAGCUGUGGGAUGCACGUGAGAAAGAGUGCGCCGGUACAUAUGAGCAGAGCAAUGGUAAAGUUUACUCGAUGAGCUGCGUCGAAGAGAAGCUGGUGGUGGCGACAUCCGAGCGCAAGGUGCUGAUCUGGGAUCUCCGCAACAUGAAGCACUACAUCGAGAGGCGCGAAUCGUCCCUGAAGUACCAGACAAGAGCCGUGCGCUGCUUCCCGAAUGCGGAGGGCUACGUCAUGAGCUCGAUCGAAGGGCGGGUCGCGGUGGAGUACUUCGAUUCUAGUCCGGAGGUGCAGAAGAAAAAGUUCGCCUUCAAGUGUCACCGGGCCAAGGGGAAUGACAUCGAGCUAAUUUAUCCGGUGAAUGCGAUUAGCUUCCACAGUGUGUACAACACAUUCGCAACGGGGGGCUCGGAUGGAUACGUGAACAUCUGGGAUGGGUUCAACAAGAAGCGCCUGUGCCAGUUCCAUCUGUACGACAGCUCUAUCUCGAGCCUCUGCUUCAGCGACGAUGGCAGCACUUUGGCGAUCGCUUGCUCGUACAUGGAUGAGGCGGAAAAACCACCGGAACCGUUCCCAGAGCCUACUCUUUACGUGCGUUACGUGAACGAACAGGAAACGCGGCCAAAAUAGUGGAGUUGAGAUCAAGCGCUCCCAGCACAUUUCCACGAAGCAAUGUACUAGUCGACGACCAAUUGGCCUUCCGAAUCCUUAAAUGGCUACAUAUAGUCUUCUACAUUCAUAUUACUUUAUAUACGCAUGUAUUUCAUUUUAAAUCUAAUUUAAAAUGGUUUGUAGGAACGGCGAACAAAGCAAGAAUAAUUUCGUACUUCGCGGUCGUAUAAUUGCCUUCGGUGAUAGGAAACGGAAUCAUUACCAGUCUAAGCAACAUCACUCGUCAUUAUUGGCCUAGAUUCUAGUCAUUCUUUCGAUUCUGAGCAUUCAAAUCAUUAGUUCUUGAAACGAGAAGAGGCAAAAGAAAAACGAGACAUCGAGUCAUUAACAUGAGUUAUCGCCUUUUUGUUCAAUAAUAUUUUUUGUUAUAAGACUGACCUAGAAUGAAAGCUUCUCAGUAGAGCUUUCAUUCUAGGUCAGCUUUUACUUUUUUUAUUUAUUAGUGGUAAUUGUAUCUAUAUUAAUAUGUAUAUACAUACAUUUUAUUUAUUUAUAAGAUUAGCAUUUAUUAGCCAUAACAGGUCCAAGGAGACAUACAACUUAGUUAUCGUGUAUCACUGGCUACGUCUAUAAAUGAUUCACAAAUACUCUC
Anopheles darlingi is the source of this 2371-nucleotide messenger RNA. Its product is annotated as mitotic checkpoint protein BUB3-like. NCBI's taxonomy places the organism in Eukaryota, Metazoa, Arthropoda, Insecta, Diptera, Culicidae. Gene Ontology annotation, biological process: mitotic spindle assembly checkpoint signaling. Gene Ontology annotation, cellular component: bub1-bub3 complex; kinetochore; mitotic checkpoint complex. The transcript has 2 exons. The coding region runs from base 754 to 1737 and encodes 327 amino acids. The record is from RefSeq and is a predicted model, not a curated record. Gene Ontology annotation, molecular function: ubiquitin binding.